Messenger RNA from Hypanus sabinus (Atlantic stingray), 2093 nucleotides. RefSeq names its product MON1 secretory trafficking family member Ba (gene mon1ba). NCBI's taxonomy places the organism in Eukaryota, Metazoa, Chordata, Chondrichthyes, Myliobatiformes, Dasyatidae. The record is from RefSeq and is a predicted model, not a curated record. Gene Ontology annotation, biological process: vesicle-mediated transport; protein targeting to vacuole.
GAUUGGUCGAGAUUAUGACCGGGGGUACAGUCUGAUUGGUCAGUGGAACUGUCGAUCAAAGCGAAUGGGAGCCGGGGUUUGUGCGCAGGUGCGAAGCUAAGUGUCAACAACCGGGCCGGGCAACGGGGGACAGGCCGAGGCUUGGGGCCUAUUCCGGAGCCCCAGCAUCCGCUCCCUCUCCAUCUGCUGUGGGGAGUCUCUCACCGACGAUGUGGUUCCAAGCACCACUCCUGGCCUCCAGAUGAACUCCAGCGAGAGGGAGCGCUCCUCCCCUCCCCCAGGUUGCUCCCCCAAUGGCUCGGGGGCAGAGCUGGCAAAGCAGGAAGCGGAGCUGGGGGAGCCCCCGCCCACAUCUGGGACCCCUCCUGAUCACAGAGGGCAAGAGGGAACGCCCACCGUGGACGCUGCCCCCCUCAGCCCGCCAGCCGGCGAGGACGAGGAGGCGGAGGCACUCUCCGAGCUGCUGGCGGGGGAGAGGGAGCCCUCGGACGCACACGCCCCUCCCAAGAGGGAUGAGGACAUCACGGCGGACGCCUGGCGCGCCCACCGCAAGCACGUCUUCGUCCUGAGCGAGGCGGGCAAGCCUAUCUACUCCCGCUACGGCAACGAGGAAGCCCUCUCCUCCACCAUGGGCGUGAUGAUGGCCCUCGUCUCUUUCGUGCAGGCUGGGGAUAACCUGAUCCGCUCCAUCCAGGCAGAUGACUACCAGGUGGUGUUCAGCCAGGAGGGGCCGCUGGUGCUGGUGUGCGUGUCGCGGGGCCGCCAGUCGGAGCGCCAGCUGCGGCGGGAGCUGCUCUACGUCUACCAGCAGAUCCUCAGCAUGCUGACCCGGGCCACGCUCACCCGCGUCUUCCGCCGCAAGCAGAGCUUCGACCUGCGCCGCCUGCUCGCCGGCUCCGAGAAGAUCCUGGACGGCCUGCUGCGGAGGCUGGAGCGGGAGCCGGGCCCGCUGCUGGGCGCCGUCCGCUGCCUGCCCCUGGCCGCGCCCCUGCGCGAGGCCGCCGGGCAGCUCCUGCGGCGGGCCGCUGCCCCCAACCUGGUCUUCUCCAUCCUGGUGGCGGGUGGCAGCCUGGUCACCAUCGUGCAGGAGAGGGCGGUGAUCGAGGAGGCCCGGUUGGACCCGGCCGACCUGCAGCUGCUCUUCAACCUGCUGGCCGCCUCUGGCUCCUUCCAGGCGGGCGAGGUGUGGGCGCCCAUCUGCCUGCCCCGCCUCUGCCCGGACGGUUACCUCUACGCCUACGUCUCGUACCUGGACCCGCCCGCCUGCCGCCUCUGCCUCCUGCUCCUCUCCACGGACCGCGAUGCCUUCUACUCCGCCGCUGCCUGCAAGCGCCGCAUCGAGGAAGGCUUGCGGGCCCAGGGUCUGCUGCGGGCCAUCGGCGAGGCCCUGGGGGGAGGCGGGGGCGUGUCCCCGCCUGGGAUCGCUGACCUCUGGCACUUCAUGUACAAGCCCCUGGACGUCCCCGAGAACCACCGGCAGCUCACCCAGUAUGCCAGCCCCGAGCUGAAGGCCCCUUACUACACAGAGGGGGAGAGGGAGCGGCUCUUCGACCUCUACCAGUAUCUACACGGGAGGGUCCACAGUGCCUCGAGGCCCCUCAGGCUUGUCUACCACGUGGCUGCUAAGGAGACACUGCUGGCCUGGGUGACGUCCCGCUUCGAGCUGUGCUGCUUCAGCCCGCUGGUGACCAAGGGAGGGGCCAUCGGGCUGCUGACCUCGCUGCUGCGCUGGCUGCGGAAGGAGACCAACCUCUUCCUCUGUGCUCCCCCUCGGUACUCCACCUCGCCCGGCCCGCCCCGGCACAGGGCCAGCUCAGCCCCAACAACGGCCUCCCCUCUCUGCUGUAGGAACACGUGGGAUGAUCUGGUUCUGUCAAAUACCCCUCGCCCUGCCUCAACACAUGAGACUGCUGGCUCCACCCCUCUCCCCACCCUCGGAGGGGCGUGAACACUCAGGAUUGCCUGGCUCCCUCACCCACUACCUGGAGGUGAGGCACCAUCAGAACGUCUUAGCUGACUCAGCCACGGGGCGACCUGGCUCCCCUCGUGCCCUCUUGCCCUGCACUACCCUCUCUUGGCCAGGAGCCAGCGGG